UUUGUUGUCGUAGCGCGUUAUUGUCAUGACAACAAAAAACAUGGCGGAAAAUAACAAAUAUGUUGGAACGGAGAAGAAAUUUACAUUUCAUUUCUUACCCGAUCGAAAAUUUAUUUGUUAUGAAGAUAAUUGUAAAGAUUUGCUUAUAAAGUGGUCUCUAUUGGAUAAUAUGAGUAUUCAAUCUUUUAGCUUUGAUGAGAAAUUUCGAUCUUAUAUGUUAAAUGAUUUUGUAUGGAGUUUCUUCCAAGAUCCUGUGGUAUUACAAUCCUUACAAGUUUAUUACCGUGGUAGUUCGAUUUCAGUUUCUACAGCAGCCACUGAAGUAGAAAUAGAAUCAGUUCCAGCUACUUUGACAUCUAUGAAUUUUUUCAAUCGUUUAUAUGACAACAAGAUUGCACGUACUGACGGAAGCAUCGUAAAAUGCUAUGAAGAUUAUAUCGAUGAAAUAUAUAUAGCAGACGAACUACGCAAGAUGUUGAUGAUAGAAGAAAGUGAUAAUUAUGAUAUGUUUACUCCCAUAGAAAGAAGGGAAUUUUUGUUUAGACUCUUCGCGCAUCUCUGUUUAGGAGGAAACUUAUGUCAAUACGAAGAUUACAUUAACGACUAUCUUAACGUCGCCAAGCAAAUGUACAAGGAUAUUGUUAAUGUGCAAAAAGAUCCUGAAACUAAAGAGAUUAGAGUCAUAUCAAUUAUUGCGAAAGUUAAUUGUUAUAAUGAUAAUGUUAAAUAUUAUCCAUCCAGUUAUGAUCACUUGCAGAAUUUUGCUUAUUUAAUAAUUGAUCCUAUUAAACAGCACGUCAACGUAUUUUCACAUGUUUGGAAUUGAAAAAUAAAAUUUAAUACAGCA
Centruroides sculpturatus (bark scorpion) is the source of this 847-nucleotide messenger RNA. RefSeq lists its product as uncharacterized. Lineage: Eukaryota; Metazoa; Arthropoda; Arachnida; Scorpiones; Buthidae. The record is from RefSeq and is a predicted model, not a curated record. The transcript is spliced from 6 exons. Bases 26 to 826 code for a protein of 266 amino acids.